GCCUUUGUGCAAAGAGCUAUCGCAUUGAUGCACCAGACGCAGCUUUGGCACGAGCAUCGUGACCUUUAGGCAACACAGCAGCUGUGCUCCGAUCAAUGUGGCGCGCGAGGCAUGUGGCGUCAUGUGCCGCUGCUGCCUGGAUCGGCAGCCGCGCGUCCGCGACGCCAGGACACCCUGCACUCAAGCAUGGCACUCCAAUAAGCCAUCGCACGCGCUACGACGAAAACUACGUGGUGCAUUUUGACCAGCGAGCGCGAGACCCUUUGUGGGUGGUCGAGCGGCUGACGAAGCAGCGGCUCGACGCCGAGGCCGAGCACCCGCCAGGCCGCCGUGACGCGCGCUAUCUGGAGGCCGCAGACGUGCCUGCCCGCCUGCGGUCGCGGCUCGCGCACUACAAGCACAGCGGAUUCGAUCGAGGCCACCUCGCGCCGGCGGCGGAUCACCGCGGCUCCAGAGACGCUGUGCAGUGCCGAGGCGGCGUCCUCGAUUGCGUCGAUGGCGUCCCGGAGAAGCGUCAACCUCCACGCCAUCGAGCAAUGUCUCGCGCAGGUCGACGUUCUACCUCGACAACAUGGCGCCGCAGGAUAGUCUUCUCAACCGAGGACCCUGGCUGAAGCUUGAGGAGCUCUGCCGGAGCGUCGCUCAAGUCGCCGACGAGGUCUACGUCGUUUCAGGGCCGCUAUUUCUGCCCGAACGAGAAAAGGACGGUCUGCGCAUGCGGCAUCGUGUGCUCGGCAGCCCGCCGAGCGUGACCUGGGUCCCGUCGCAUUUUUUCAAGGUGGUGCUCGCCGAGCGAGGUGGCGUUUCGUACAUCGGCUGCUUCGUUUUACCGAACGGGAAGUGCGACGACGACCUCUCAAGAUGGCUCGUACCACUGGAGAACUUGGAAGCCGCCGCAGGACUGAUUCCGUUCCCCGACGCGCUCACCGACGAAGCCGCGCGCGACGCCCUCGCCGCGGCGGAGGCGCACUGGUGCCCGCGCGGCGCCGGCGUCAAUGCCGGCGUCGCGCGCGAACGGGCCGACAUUCGCCAUCUCUGCGACCUCCUGCCCGCAAACGCGCUCGCCGCGCGGAAGGCGCUCCCGCCGUAG
This is a messenger RNA of Pelagomonas calceolata, 1090 nucleotides long. NCBI's taxonomy places the organism in Eukaryota, Pelagophyceae, Pelagomonadales, Pelagomonadaceae. The record is from the annotation of a GenBank genome assembly.